AUGAAGACAUCAAGACCAGAGAUGCCUUCUUUCCAUGUCCGUCCGUCGCAGCUUAUACAAAGAGCGGUGGAUUUGAUCAAAGGUAUUCAGACAGCAACAAAACAACUACUUGACAAGCUCUCGCCACAAGAUGCCACUUUUGAAAAUGUUGUCUUAUCGAUGGCCAAGAUCGACAAUAAUAUCAAGAGCAAAGUCCAAUUUCUGGCAUUCUUCCAAGCAGUUUCGCCCUCAUUGGAGCUACGGCAAGAAUCCUCAGUCGCCAUGAGCAUGGUAGACACGGCAUACUUGGAGCUUUUUCAGGACGAAAAUCUAUUUGCAUUGGUAGAUGCUGUGCAUAAGAACUUUGAUAUGAACCAAAUGGAAAUGGAAGACCGAAAAUUUCUCGCAAAGCUUCAUUCAACAUUUAUUGAUAAUGGUCUUGGGUUGAAGGAGAAGGACAAGAAACGGUCUCAAGAGAUCUCCAAGCGGCUUGUUGAGCUUCGAGUUGCAUUCACAGAGAAUCUCAGCUUGGAUCCUGGGUAUAUAUGGAAGAAAGAAGAAGAUUUAGAGGGACUUGGUGCUGAAAGAAUUCAAGCACUUCCUUUGUGUCCCUCGAAUGGCCAGAGGGGUGUACCUCUGAAAAAGACCUAUGUGAAUGCGGUCCUUUCUAGCUGCGUUCGGUCUGCAACCCGAAAAGAGGUUUUUCUUCAAAGCCAAAGGAUAUUUCCCGAGAACACUGAGGUCUUUAAAGAGAUUGUCAUUCUUCGAGAUGAAAGGGCCCGUUUACUUGGCUUCGAAUCAUAUGCGCAUCAACAAGCACGGUCAAAGUUGUUGAAAUCUCCCCGGGACGUCAAAUCUAUGCUAGACGAACUUUCGAUGCAUCUGCGCCCCAUUGCAAAGACAGAGCUAGAAGCCUUGCAGCAAGCUCAGGAUCCUCCCGGAGGCCCCCUCCAUCUGUGGGAUUUUGACUAUCAUCACGACAAGAUGUUGCGAGACAAUUAUCAAGUCGAUCAUGAUCUGAUUGCGGAGUAUUUCCCUGCCAAUGUCACGAUUCAACAUAUGCUCGCUGUCUUCGAAACAAUAUUCGGCUUGAGAAUUGAAAGUUUGAGGUGUAUCCGAGAUGACUAUAUCUGGCAGCCAGAUGUCAAAGUCUUCAGCGUACAUGACAGACAUUCAGCUACCUUUUUUGGCUUUCUCUACUUGGACAUAUAUCCUCGUGAUGGGAAAUUUAAUCAUGCGGCCAAUUUUAACAUUUUUCCUUCCUACUCUGUUCCCGAGGGCAUAGAUCAGCCUUUCGUCUGCACGGCUUUAGUGUGUAAUGUGGCAAACCCCCCGCCUGACAAGCCCGCGCUUUUAAAACAUCAUGAGGUUAUCACACUCUUUCACGAGCUAGGCCACGCCUUUCAUGAUCUCUUGGGAAGGUCCAAGUACGCAACAUUCCAUGGCCACAGGACAGUUGCAGAUUUUGUUGAGGCGCCAAGCCAACUGUUGGAAUAUUGGUGUUGGGUGCCGGAAUGUCUGCAGCGACUCAGCUGUCAUUACAGCUACGUCUCUUCGGAUGAUAGUGAAGAUGGUGAGCGCGAUACUUUGAUGAGCUCUUCGACUCGCCCACCCAAGCAGAUUCCUCGAGGCCAUCUAGAAAAACUCGUCGAAGCUAGAUCGAUAAACCAGGGAAUUUUAACUCUGAGACAGGUCGCGUUCAGCAGUUUUGACUUGGAGAUUCACUGUCCAGCUUCCCAGGGGGCCCUCAAGUCAAUGGACAUUGCUGAAAUGUAUUACUCCCUCUUGCAAAGUGCAACCUUUCUGCAGGGCCCAGAGAAUGAUAAUCGAUGGGGACAUGGUUAUGCGACGACACCUCAUUAUAUCUGGGGCCAAGAAGCGAACUACUAUUCCUACUUGUACACCCGUGUAUUGCCAGCGAACAUGUGGUGGUCGAAUUUUCAUUUUGAUCCAAUGAGUCAGAAAGCUGGCCUCAAAUAUCGGAAGAUGAUACUCGAGCAUGGUGGCAGUCAAGAUGAGCAGACAGCCUUGAUGGAAUUUUUAGGCGGGCAACCAACAGUUGAAGUUUACUUAAGAUAUCUCUAG
Messenger RNA from Penicillium oxalicum, 2064 nucleotides. RefSeq names its product M3 family metallopeptidase. The record is from RefSeq and is a predicted model, not a curated record. The transcript has 4 exons. Bases 1 to 2064 code for a protein of 687 amino acids. Gene Ontology annotation, biological process: peptide metabolic process; proteolysis. Gene Ontology annotation, molecular function: metalloendopeptidase activity. Gene Ontology annotation, cellular component: mitochondrial intermembrane space. NCBI's taxonomy places the organism in Eukaryota, Fungi, Ascomycota, Eurotiomycetes, Eurotiales, Aspergillaceae.